Messenger RNA from Puccinia graminis f. sp. tritici CRL 75-36-700-3, 5751 nucleotides. RefSeq lists its product as uncharacterized. The transcript is spliced from 5 exons. Gene Ontology annotation, cellular component: Cul8-RING ubiquitin ligase complex; nucleus. The record is from RefSeq and is a predicted model, not a curated record. Bases 1407 to 5627 code for a protein of 1406 amino acids. NCBI's taxonomy places the organism in Eukaryota, Fungi, Basidiomycota, Pucciniomycetes, Pucciniales, Pucciniaceae. Gene Ontology annotation, biological process: replication fork processing; double-strand break repair via homologous recombination.
UUCGAUUGUAGUCUUUCUUUCUUUCCUUCUACACUGAUGAUGAGCUCUUCAAGCGAUUCAUCAUCAUCUCAAGUACUAGGACUAGGCCUCGGACUGACCGAAGAAAGAUCGAUCAAGGAAGUCUAUCAGAGAAGAACAAAACGAAUCCAGUACUUUGACCAGAUCGAAACCAUGAACGACAACAAUCACAACAACCAUCAUCUCAACCACCCUCAUCACUGCCAUCAGUCAUCAUCCCACUAUCAACCAGGGAGCCCAGUCAAGAGCACAAUCCUACUCAAGAACACACUCCUACCCAAGAGCCCACUCCCACUCGAGAGCACAGUCCUACCCAAGAACACAGUCCUACUCAAGAACAUCCUCCUACUCAAGAACAUCCUCCUGCCCAAGAAAAUCAUCCUACUCACGAAAACACCCGGAGAUUCAGAACUAGGAAGGCAAACCAACUCAAACCAUAUACCAUCGAAACCAAGACUUACAUCUCAAAACUUAACCACACCGGAUGGGAAGAUGCAGUCGUCAAAUUUCCUAGACGAACUGAGAGAAACGACCCCCCAUCCCCACCACUCUCGAUCGAUCUUCAAGAGGAGGAGCUAGAAAACUCCCUCAGUGAUUCUUCAUCACCAUCAUCAUCACCACUACCAAAUGAAUCUCAAAUCGCCCAAUUCUGCCAGAGGAAAUUUCACAGCAGGCCUCAAACCAGUGACACCCGCACCCCAAGACAUAAUCAACCCCGUCGUCGAUUCUCGCAGCCUGAUCCUCCUAAUCAACCAGGUCCUUCAAAUCCCAAACAAAUCCCAAGAUCAACCGAUCAUAGCAACAAGACCAGUCACACACAUCGAACACUCCACCCACUGAAAACUGCUUCAACCUCCAAAAACAAUCAUCCAGCCCAUCUGAACCAUCACACCCCAUCCAGACAAUCCUCAUCCAGCCAAAUCUCAUCCUCACCGUCGAUCGUAUUUCAACCUAAUCACUUAUCACCACCUCGAACAACCAACCGCAAACGUACCGCGUCCCUCCAGAAUCAGGCUAAGCUACCUAGUUCAAAGAGACCCUCUCGCUUACCUUCGCCUCAUUCAAGACAAUCUAACAAUCGCUCGGAUAAUCACUCUCCACACAGAGCUGAUGGCCUAUCAAAUCGACAUCGUAGCCACCCUCAACGUGGGAAAAGUCAUAGCAAAUCCUCUUCGGUGAAUAGAACGCGUAAUCUUCAAGCACGCGAUCGUGGCGAGUCGACUAGAUGUGACCCAGCCAAUUCAUCCAAGGGCUCGCUUGCUCUCGGUGGAUCUGCAGACGAAGAUUUGGAUGAUGAAGAGGAAGAAGAAGAGGAAGAGGAGGAGGAACCCAACGAACCACCAGAGACUUUACAUCCAAAGAAGCUGAAACUGAAUCUGUUGAAUCGAAUGAUGCCACGCGUCUAUGUGGCCAAGGCAGAGAAAGAUUUACGACUGAUGGAACAAGAGAAAAAGGCUGGGAAGAUGAGACUGACGGUCGAUUCGGAUUCCUCAGACUCUGCCGUUACUAUUGACCAGCACCCCCAUUCUCGACGUCAACCAACGAAACGAGCUGCACGGCGUAAAUCUAUACCCUUAUCAUGCUCGUCAGAUGACUCUAGCCGGAGAGCCACCAGCUCCCGGAUCGGGACCACCGAGUCAUCGCACCAUCAACCAUGGCAGCAAGAGCCCGCUGGGAUGAGCUGGGGCACGAGGAUGUGCAUGAGGAUGAACAGGUCAUCUUCCUCCACCUCUCAGCUCCUCAACCCCUCUCGGACUCUUGAACGAACCGCCUCUCACGCUAGCUCAGUCUCGUCACGCGUCAGUCAGAACACAUCCUCAAGGACUUCCCGUGUCAUCUCUCAGUCGCGCAGUAAUAAGCUGGAACACGCUAUCUCCCUCAAGGACGAUCAUGCCCUAUGGAGGACCUACGAAUCCGCAAAUGGUCGCCCGGCACUCAAUCUCCCUCCUCCAGGCUGGCGUCGCGAGAGCCUCGCCGAUGAUCAGAUGGAGGCUGAACUGGUACAAGUCCCGAUAUGGGAUUUCAAGGACUUCACGCCCGACUUUGGGAUCAGCCGUUUGCCUGCCAACCUGAAAAUCACCAGCCAGGUGGGCUACCUAAGCGACGGCCAUCUCUUAGAACUAAUCGGCCUCUUCGAUGAAUCUACCCAAGAUACGAUCGUCGACCCCGUCAUUAUCUUUGAGAAAACCUAUUCAGGGUUCAUGACCCUCGAAGAAUGGCACGACCGUCUCUCUUCAGCAGCUGAUCGGAUUCAUGACGAGCUAUCAGGAUGGCUAGCUGAAGAUUCGGGGCGGUCAAAGGAUGCAUUGACAGAGACGGGGAGAUGGUUCAAGUUCAUGGGCCGGUCGAUCACCUCGGUUGGGUUUGAUGACCGGCUGGUCGAGUCGAUGGUUGGCUGGAUUGAAGACUUCCUCAUCCGGGUCGACGACCUCGCAGUCGACGCCGUCAAUAGGCCCGAGUUCAGCAACCUGAUGUUGGUCACUAGUUGGGGUAUCUUUGAGCUCGUCUGCCGGCUGGACCUCCGUCAUCACCGACAUCCCAUCAAUAGCGCUCCAUCCUUGCAAACCCUUCUCGAGCUUGGUCAUCGAUCACUCUCCAACCUCUUGAGACGUCUGUUGGAGUAUGGGCCCCCAGUCACGAUGGGCAAGUUGAAGGCUCACAUCUCCAACGACGAUCGAGAAGGCCCCCUAUUUGAUGUCUCGGUAGAAGUUUGGGCCUCCUUACUAAACAUCAUCCUGACGCCGAUUGGGAAUGGCUCCAAAGCAGAAUACCUGCUGAUUGAUAAUUUUUGGACCAAGGUCAUUGACGGGACCCGGUGUCACGCUCGGCGGAUUGAAUUGAGCCAAAUGGCGUGCGGGGAGGCGGUCAGUUACCUGGCGAUGAUGCUUUGCGUGAUUUCUCAGAUCUUGCCCAACGGCGAGACGGCUGAAGCUGGUCGCAUAGGAGCUCAUUGGCCGGUUCUCGUUGCCUCUCUGGGCAAGAUACCGGAGACUAUCUUGGCUGAGACCCUCGAGGUCCGGAUGCGUGAACGGCGAGAUCGAUACGUCCGAUCACUGUUCGCUCGGAUCUUGGUCUUCCACGAACGUUGGCGCUGGGAGCUGUGCUUUGACGAUGGGAUGGUCGAGCGAUUGUAUAAAAUCUUGAACGCUGGAAGAUUUGAAAGACUCUCGAUCGAGCUCCCUGAGAUGAACCAACGGUUCGGUUCUGUCGACAGUUUCCCACACCUCUUAGAAGAUCUCGAAUAUGAAGAGCUGAAACAGAUCUCAAGCUCUGAAGAUCUUUUGUUCAGAUUAGAUACUAAGAUGAGGACAGACGAUAGCUGUUUUGGAAUCUUUUUGAAGAUCCUCGUCGUCGGAUUCAAGGCUCUUCCGCGACCGAUCGAAGCUUCGAAACAAAAGGAGAUCGAGAAGAUCAUUUCCCGAUGCAAUCCGUUACGACAGCUAUCCUUCAAGCCCUCUCGAGAACUAGGACCGACGGAUCCGAAGAUAACCGAGCAGAACCGGACGAGCUUGGUCAACCACUCCGCCCUUUUCUUAAUCUACUCGAUCCUGCUUCCGAAUACUUUGAAACGACAAUGGUCGUUCCUUUGCAAUCUUUACAGCUUCGGCUCCAUCGACAUUCCCGCCCGAUCGACUCACUUCAAAAUAUUAUGCCAGUUUGCCAAGUUCUUGAAACCCUCGUCUUCCUUUUCUCCAUCAACGGGCAUUAUCCAUGGUUUUGGCCGAUUCGAGUACUUGAAGAUCAUUGUCAAGAAGUUUUCUGAGAACUUGACGCUCUUGAAACUCGAGUACUCAAAACUCAAAGAACGAGAAUCGGUGAUCCAAGGACGUCUGAGCACGCCCACCCAUAACUCCGUCGGUGCUGCUGCUAGUUCCUCUACUUCGAGGGAUAUCUUCAAGAAAGAUUCGGUUGAACAUACUACUCUAAGACUCGAACUGAAAGAAAUAUCUGACGCGAUCACAUCCAGAAUCCGACUGAUCACUCAAAUACUUGAUUCCUUACUCAAUCUUUUCUCUUUUUAUUCACAUGAUCUUUCUCGGAAUGAUCAUCAUGCCUGGAUCUACCCUUCGUUAAUUUGGCUUGAUUCUUCGUGGACGGUUGGUCUAGAAGAGUCAAGUUUGGUGAAGGAGAAGCCGGUGAUGAGCGCGUUCAACAACUUGAUAUGUGCACUGUUAGCUCGACGGAGGGACAAGAUGGCUGAAGUGAUGGAGGACGAGAGACGAAUUCAGGCAAUCGAUGAGCGGCUAGGGGAAGCGUGUCGGGCCGAAGUAGCAAAUGGAGACGAGCUUGCGGACGACGAGCUGGUGCUCCAAAAGAGCGAGCUGAAGGAGCAGAUCCAGGCGGUGUAUCGCCUCGACCGAGAGUUUGUCGAACGGGCAGUCUCGACCCUCCCGGGUCCAUUGACGAAAUCAAUCGAGUUCUUGAUCCUCGAUCACCAUGAGCAAGCAUUGGAUCAAGAGCAGGACCGAUUUUUUUCGGUUGGGGUCCAGUCGAUCGGAGUUUUGGGCGCGAUCGACAGGCUCAAAGCGGCCCUCGACCCGGGCUUCAACUGGCUCAACAACUUCAGAUCUAUCGAGCGCUGGCUCGGCGCCGGACUCGCCUCCCGCCCAUCCGAUCCUCCCCACACCAAGGGUAAGGCCUCUUUGAGCAACACUCACAAGAAUCGGAACGAGUUGAGGGCCUUGACGCUGGCAACGACGGGUCUGAUGGGCUACUUGAUUGGCAACGUAGCCGGGUACUACGAAGAGGCCGCUCAUCUCGAUCAGUCUCACCAAGUCCCUCCUUCCUCUAGUACUAAGACGAUGACCACUGCUCUGAUGAGAGUCUAUCGAGGCCAAGUACGACUGGAAGUCUUGAAAGUAUGGAUCGACAGUCUGACGUUCAUCGAAUAUACCAUCCAACUCGCGUUCUCCUCCUUCAUUGUCCGUCUCGAAAAUGAUCUUCACGCACACUCUGCUUCUCAUCCCGACCAGCAAAUCGAGGAGCUCUAUGGCGCAUUCGUUCCUCCCAGUGAGGAUUGGAAUCGUUGGCUCGUCGACCAUCGGAUCCUCGAGCCGACUGGCCUCCCAUAUCUUGCUCCUGAUUGUUCCCUCGAAAAAGAGCUGGAUUUCUUGCUGAACUUGGCGUCGGGCGCCUCGGCCUUCGAAGCCAAACGUACAGAAAUCUUCGAGUUGAUUUUUGGGGAGAUGAAGAAGCACUUGAGUCGGUCGAUACUCGUCAUAGGCGUCGGAGAACGGGAGAAGGAAGUGAUCAGUACAGAGAAAUAUGUGAGACUAUAUAAGGAGAUCUUGGGGAGCUUGGCGGAAUCGAUCUCGACGUUGAAUCGACGAUUGGUCGUCUUCAUCUCCAUCGAGCCUCAUUCUCAUUCUUCUUCUUCUGUUAAAGAUCCACAACAGAGGAAAACUCUCCUCGAGAAUCAAGUCGCAAGGUGGAAGAAUAAGGUCAAGAUCAUCAUCCAUUCCUUGCUCUCUCUCGAUCAGAAUCAGAAUCAGAAUCAGAAUGUCUUGGGAACAGAGAAUCCAGAACAGGUGGUCCGAUUAGAUCAAUUCUUCAAUUUCUCUAGCUUUCCUAAAUUGAGAAUCUUAAAAUCUAUCUUGGGUAUUGCUUAACCCUCCUAUGUAAAUCAAUACUGUUUUUCCCCUCACCAUCAUCUCUCUCUCUCUCUCCUUCUCUUCUCUUUUUUUUUCAUCUAGUUCAUCAUUGUUUUGGGUAAUUUGUUUCGUGCACUUCAAG